UUUUUUUUUUUCUGCCGGCCAAAAAUGUAUUUUCACUGGUGGUGGCUUAGACUGAGCCACACACGGACCGAGACAGUACGGGCAUGGAUGAACCGUGAUUAUGUGAAGCUUGAAUAAAACUGGAUGAAACACACAAGUGCAGUGACUCAUUAUCAUAAAAUUAAUUAUGUAAUCAGAAAAUCUGGGAUUGUACCUGAAGACAGAAGACAGAUGGAUCAUUACUAAAGCAGCUGAACUCUUCUACAUUUGAUUGGAUCUCAUAUAACCCGAUAGGAGACACAUCUGGGUUGCAAACUGUCCAAGAUGGAUGCAGCGCCGCUGUGCGCAGGGAUGCACGGCGGAGCGGCGGCAGGGAGUAGGAUGUUACUAGCGUCCGCCGUGGUGGUAUGGGAAUGGCUGAACGAGCACGGACGCUGGCGGCCCUACAGCCCGGCUGUCUGUCAUCACAUCGAGGCAGUCAUCCGGAGCGACCCGCGGUGUGGUAGUGUUGUCCUCGGCCAGGUGGACUCUCGCCUCUCGCCCUACAUCAUCGAUUUGCAUUCCAUGCACCAGUUCCGACAAGACACAGGUACCCUUCGACCGGUACGACGUAGCUUCUACGACCCCACCUCAGCGCCAGGCCAGGGCUGGUUGUGGGAGUGGGAGAACGACGCUGGCAGUUGGACGGCGUACGAUACGGAGGUGGGCAUCGCCAUCCAGGCAGCACGCGAUCGUCAGCAGCCCUGGCUUGAUCUGGCGCCACUGGGUUUCUGCUACCUCAUUGACUUCGAAAGCAUGACCCAAAUCAACGGGCAGACGCAGCGCUGCCGACGCAUCCAGCGUCGCUCCGACCUGGCUUACCCGCUGGUGUCCGGGCCCCUGCCCAAAUCUCACCACGCCUGGGGGCCCAUGUCCAUGCCCAGCCAUGGAGGACUGCUCGGUGUGGAUGUGUCCGGAGUAGGAAUGGGGAUCAGGAUGAGCAGCAGCGGGACUGGAAACGGGAGUGCCUACCCCAGUGGGGCGCUCCCUGCCUCGGCGAUCACUUCUUUGGGACAGCCCUGCGCCUGUCAGCAGUGUAUGUUGGUGCUAAGCGUCAAAGCAGGCGCCAUGUCGACGGCACACACUUUAGGUCGGAGACCUCCACAGACCAAGCCACCUAGUCCCAAAAUCAGUAGUCACCCUAUCCCAGGAGGGUCCUACUCACUAACCCUCCCUCGGCCUCCUUCCCUGUCGCGGUCAUUUUCCCCCCACAGGACAUCAAUAGUUGGGGCGACAGGUGGAUACAGUGUAGGUGGUAUGGGUGGUCCUGGAGGUGUGGGUAUAGUUGGUGGUAGUGGUGUUGGUAGUGCCACUCUUGGUUAUGGAGGAGGCUUCACCCAUUCUCUUUCCCUCCUUGGCUCAGCUACCGCCGCCCUCUCCAUCUCCUCCACCCGUCCCCCACCUCCGCCUCUCCCCCCUCCUCCGCCGCCUCCUCCUCCACCCUCCACCACCCUCUCAUCUGCCGCCAUCUCUCCCCCUCACCCCUCCACCUCGUCCUCCCUGUCUGCCUCCUGUUCCGCCCCUACAGUGCCCGCUCCGGGCCCUCCUCUCAUCUCCACAGCUGCCUCCACCUGCACGCCCUCACCUUCUGCCCGAGUCCUGGGUCCAGUGUCUUCAUCCGGUGCCGCUGCCUGCGCAGCUCCUCUGCCACCCCGGUCCAGCCUAGCAGGGCUGAGCCGACCUGCACUGCAGCGUAUCGCUAUGGCUCAGUCACGUGCCCUUAUCGCCUCUGGAGUGCCAACAGUUCCGGUCAAGAACCUGAAUGGAUCAAGCCCCGUGCACCCUGCACUGGCAGGCAUUACAGGCAUCCUGAUGAGUGCGGCAGGACUUCCUGUCUGCCUGACCCGCCCUCCCAAGCUGGUGCUUCAUCCUCCACCUGUCAGCAAGAGUGACAUCAAGCCUGUGCCCGGAUUGGGCCACUGCUGUCGCAAGACCACAAAGAAACAGGCUCGCAAAGGCAAGACUCCUGAGGAGGUGGUGAAGAGGUACCUUCAGAAAGUCCGCAAUCCCCCAGAAGAGGACUGCACCAUCUGCAUGGAGGCUCUUGCCGGACCAUCCGGCUACAAAGGCCCCGGCGUGGGUGGCAUCUCCCGGGCCGAGUCGGUAGGCCGCCUGGCGCAGUGUGGUCACCAGUACCACCUCCAGUGCCUUGUUGCUAUGUACAACAACGGCAACAAGGACGGCAGCUUGCAGUGUCCCACCUGCAAGACCAUCUACGGAGUCAAGACCGGCAACCAGCCCCCGGGUAAGAUGGAGUACCAUGUCAUCCCCCACUCGCUACCCGGCCACCCAGACUGCAAAACCAUCCGGAUCAUUUAUAACAUCCCUCCUGGCAUCCAGGGCCCAGAGCACCCAAAUCCAGGCAAACCCUUCACUGCCCGCGGGUUCCCCAGACAUUGCUACCUCCCUGACAGUGAGAAGGGACGCAAGGUUCUGAGGCUUCUUCUGGUAGCGUGGGACCGCCGGCUCAUUUUCUCCGUGGGUACGUCCAGCACCACCGGCGAGUCAGAUACAGUUAUCUGGAACGAGGUGCACCACAAGACGGAGUUCGGCUCCAACCUGACGGGCCACGGCUACCCCGACCCCGGUCAUUUGGACAACGUCCUCGAGGAGCUCAAGGCUCAGGGCAUCACAGAGGAGGAGUGCUUACCCAGAGACUGAGCAGAGACACUGAAGACACUGAAGACACGAGAAACCAGGCUGGAGUCUGUAAACACAUGAUCCCGGGAAGGGAUCCAGAGCUGGACAGAUGAAUUUAUUUUCAAAAAAUCUGACAACAUGAACAGAGAGAACAUUUACCACCCGAGAAGGAAAACAAGUUCAAAAAACAAAACACUUUACGGGAACAUUACAGAAAUUGUUUCAGCAGAACUCGCUGAGAAUAAAAUUUCUCUCACGGCUGCAUGAGUCAGUUUCGAUACGUGGGAAAUCAUUUUUUCUCUCCUGAUGAUCACAGAUGUUAUUCAGUGAGACAUUUGAGACCACUGUGCACAUACAAGUCAGUGUUAGAUUAAAACAAACAAACGAAAAAAAAACAUUUAUACUGUGAGACUUCAUAUCAAGAAUGUAACUAAGUGAAUUUUUCUGAAUCGAUGAAGUGUUUACCACUACUACUGCUGCUAUGUGGAAUUGAAAAGAGGUUAACCUGAAGAAAAGAAGUGACGUCUGUACGUUUUUUUUGUUUGUUUUUUGUUUUUUUUGAAGUGUUAGUCCACAAGCAGAAGAAAACAUUUCACUGCAGAUAAAUAUUUCACGUGUAUAACUGGAUAUCUGAGCAUGAAUAUUUGCUGACCUCUAGUGGUACUUUUCCAGAACUACAUUCCUUUUUAGGUUUUGAUUUUUAUUCAAUUGUAUUGUUGUAUAUUAUGAAUACUUGAUAUAUUAUAUGAUAUUGUUUCCAUUCUAUCAUGUUUUUUAUAUUUUGAUUUGACAUUUUGUUUUAUAUGGCGUGUUUUCUUUGCAUUGUUUUCACGGGUGUGGCGUGACAGACUGAGAUGUGGGGUGACGUGAAAAUAAGCUGCUGGUGUACCGGAGUUUGCCUGUCACUUAAUUUGUCAUUUACCAGCCCCCUUUCUUUUAAAAAAAAUAAUAAAUCAUUUGCAGUAUUUUGUAUUUGAUAGGCUCACAAACUGACAUUCCUUAAUUGUUCUGCCCUCAGAGCAUGGGUGCAUUUAAUAGCUUUCUAUGUCUUCUUGUAUCUGCGUUAAUGUUAAGGACUGAAAAGCUACUAUGGAUUAUACCAUUCCCCCCCAGGAGGAGUAAAUUCCCAAAAAGCUAGGAUUGGACCUCCUGCCUGAGCUCAGAUUUGCACAGAGCUUUCUACUUAGUAUCAAAAAGAACCGGACAGCUUGUAUCUAUUGUAUUUUUGUGUCUGACACA
This is a messenger RNA of Larimichthys crocea (large yellow croaker), 3897 nucleotides long. It is a transcript of the gene dtx4a, whose product is annotated as deltex 4, E3 ubiquitin ligase a. The coding region runs from base 304 to 2679 and encodes 791 amino acids. The record is from RefSeq and is a predicted model, not a curated record. Lineage: Eukaryota; Metazoa; Chordata; Actinopteri; Sciaenidae. The transcript is spliced from 10 exons. Gene Ontology annotation, molecular function: zinc ion binding. Gene Ontology annotation, biological process: protein ubiquitination; Notch signaling pathway.